AUGCGUCCGAUCUUCGACGGCGUCAGCGCCUACGUCGACGUCACGCUCACCGGUAACGUCGACGCCAGCGCGCCGUUUCGCGCGAAACUCGUCGCGAAGGGCGCGAAAGUCACGGUGAACAUUUGUCCAACGACCACGCACGUCAUCUUUCGCGCCGCGGACGCCGCGCGAGGCGUCGCGCUGCACCGCAAACUGGCCGAGAUGAAGCUCGCGUCCAAGGUCAAGGUCGUGUCACCGCUCUGGAUCACGAACUCCGAGCGCCGAGGGGAGAUGGUGGACGCGAAGGACUUCGCGACGACGCCGCGCGGCGUCCCGUCCAAAUAUUCGACGACGCCGAAGCGGAACGUCACGCCGAAGAACGCAUCGCGAAGCGGAACGAAAAAGCGCGAUCGCGAGUGCUUGGAAUCUGUGGAUUUAAUGAAGUACGACUCAGACGUGCGACGGAUGGCGGAGAUCGCGGCGGAGUUGGACGCGGAGCGCGCGCGCGCGGCGGCGCUCGACGACGGCGACGCGACGACGAAGAAGACGUUCGCGGAGGCGGUGCGAGCGACGUCCGCGAAGAAGAAAAGACGCAAGGUCGAGUUUAGUGAGUGCGAUGAAAACGUCGCGCCGACGGAGGAUUCGAACGGCGCGUGA
Messenger RNA from Ostreococcus lucimarinus CCE9901, 636 nucleotides. RefSeq lists its product with no specific name. The record is from RefSeq and is a predicted model, not a curated record. Lineage: Eukaryota; Viridiplantae; Chlorophyta; Mamiellophyceae; Mamiellales; Bathycoccaceae. The coding region runs from base 1 to 636 and encodes 211 amino acids. The transcript has a single exon.